This is a messenger RNA of Etheostoma cragini (Arkansas darter), 447 nucleotides long. RefSeq names its product luteinizing hormone subunit beta (gene lhb). NCBI's taxonomy places the organism in Eukaryota, Metazoa, Chordata, Actinopteri, Perciformes, Percidae. Gene Ontology annotation, cellular component: extracellular region; cytoplasm. Gene Ontology annotation, biological process: G protein-coupled receptor signaling pathway; ovulation. Gene Ontology annotation, molecular function: hormone activity. The coding region runs from base 1 to 447 and encodes 148 amino acids. The transcript is spliced from 3 exons. The record is from RefSeq and is a predicted model, not a curated record.
AUGAUGGCUAGACAGGUCGGAAGAGGGAUGUUCUCCUUCAUGUUGACUUUGUUUCUGGGAGCCUCAUCUUCACUUUGGCCCCUGGCCCCUGCAGCGGCCUUCCUGCUUCCGCCCUGCAGGCUCAUCAACCAGACGGUGUCUCUGGAGAAGGAGGGCUGUCCAAAGUGUCACCUAGUGGAAACAACCAUCUGCAGCGGCCACUGCAUCACCAAGGACCCUGUCUUUAAGCUACCGUACAGCAACGUGUACCAGAAUGUGUGCAUGUACCAGGACUUAUACUACAAGACGUUCAAGCUCCCGGACUGUUCUCCCGGCGUGGACCCGACCGUCACCUACCCCGUGGCUCUGAGCUGCCACUGCGGCCGCUGUGCCAUGGCCACGUCUGACUGCACCUUUGGGAGCCUGCAGCCCAACUUCUGCAUUCAUGACAUGCCUUUCUACUACUAG